Serendipita indica DSM 11827 is the source of this 792-nucleotide messenger RNA. The record is from the annotation of a GenBank genome assembly. NCBI's taxonomy places the organism in Eukaryota, Fungi, Basidiomycota, Agaricomycetes, Sebacinales, Serendipitaceae.
AUGGUCGGCAAGCUCGCGGUCACGUUUAUUGUACUCCUCCAAGCAUGUGGAUUCUCAUCUAGUGUUUCAUCUUCGCCAAAUUUGUUCAAGAAUGAUCAGAUGCCAUUGACAUCAGCGGCGAGCGAAGAAAUCCGUGUUCCCGUGUUGCUGGGCGUCAUGUCCAACUGCCCAGAUGCGCUGUAUUGUGAAAGAGUUUUCAACGACGUCCUUUCGCAAGUCGGUCCACUCGUCGAACUCGACGUCACUUAUAUUGCAAGAGUAAACGCUUCUGAACCUACAUACGGCGUGACCUGUAGGCAUGGCGAGAAUGAGUGCCGAGGAAACGUUCAGCAACUCUGCGCAAUUCGCUCUACGAGAUCCUCUUCUCCGCUUAAUUUACAGGCGAUGUCUCGCGAGUACGAUGAACCCUCUUGGAGAACAUGGUGGUCGUUUAUCACCUGCCAGAAUGCCGGCGGUCGAUACGCCCCAGGCAAGGAAGACAUAGCGAAACAAUGCGCACGUAGCGUCGGAUUGCCAUGGGUAGACGUGGAGUAUCCAGGGGGUGCCAGUAAAUUGGGCGUUGGAUCGUGUUUUCAUAACGAGGUCAUUGCGCGGACAUUGCUCUUGCAGAGUGUAGAGCGAACGAGGGCUAUGGGUAUCACCAAUAGCUGCACGGUAUUCAUCAACGGCGUCAAGACGUGCAUUCGCGAUGACGACAAGUGGAAGGAUUGUAAAGCUGGCAAGGGCUCCGUUGACGACUUUGUUAAGCUCAUCCACAAAGAGCACAAGAGGCUUAAUCGCAAAUCUCCCUAA